AUGUCAAUUCCCGAUCCAAGGAGAAAUUCAACUGAAGCAUUGUUACCCACGCCUUCGACUGAACCGACUGAAGAUUUUCAUCAACCCAAUUCGAAUUUUCCAUUAGCCAAUAUGGGUGUCUCAUUAUCUACCGCUAGGGUCAUUGCGCCUGCUUCUUUCUUGAUCGAUUUCGCCUGUCAACUUUACGGAAUGCUCUCAUCACCCAACAUGAAAGAUAUUCACGAUGCCAACCCCUGUUCAUUCUCUCCUCAACCAUUCGCCAUUGCUGGGUUCUUCACUCCUCAACAGGUUCUUCAACUUAUCUGGUUGAGGGAAUUGUUUAGAUCGGAUCGUCAAGUUGAAGGUAACACUCUGAAGUAUGCUCCAUGGUACGCUUUGGGCAAUGGUUGUAUUGCCAUCUGGAUGUUAUUCUGGAACAAAAACAACCUUAAAGGAUCAAACGUUUUGGUAAUGAUCAACACCCUCACACAACUGUACUAUACUUUCUUCCUUAGGGAUCCUGCACCUAGAUCAUACCAAUCUAAAUUGACCAAUGCGGUCAAUAUCACUUUUGCAGGAGUUGGUGUUCUCGACCUAUUCCACAACCUCACAGCAGCCUAUUUCCCCUCGAUCCCACCAAACCUCCUCGUCAAAAUUGCCACUCCCCUCAUCUCACUUCUCACCGCCGUAUCAUCCCCAUUACUCUUCAGCACUUGUAUCGCCUAUGACCUCUUCGGCGUCGCUAUAGGUCAACAUCAGCUUGCUGCCAAGGCUCUCAAUGGUCUAGGAGGUGGUGGCGGUGAAGGUUGGGCCAGACUUUUAGGUGGUGUAGGGUUAGGCGUGGUUGGCAUUGUAGGUGCAAGAGCAUAUGGGGGUGCUAAGUGGGUAUAA
Messenger RNA from Kwoniella mangroviensis CBS 8507, 870 nucleotides. RefSeq lists its product as uncharacterized. The transcript has 4 exons. The record is from RefSeq and is a predicted model, not a curated record. The coding region runs from base 1 to 870 and encodes 289 amino acids. NCBI's taxonomy places the organism in Eukaryota, Fungi, Basidiomycota, Tremellomycetes, Tremellales, Cryptococcaceae.